AUGGCAGACACCGUCAAAGAUUCGGUUGACGCUGUCAAGGAAGGCGUCAAGAACCUAGCUGUUAACAAGAAGCAACAACAAAAGCCCAAGAAGGAGAAAAAGAGCGGGGACGAUGGCGGGGCAUCUGGGCCAUUGGAACUCAGUCCUGAGCCGGACUUCAUAUCCCAUAGGAUCAAGAUAUUCGAAAAGCUGAAGGCUGAAUAUGAGGUCGAACUUGCCGCCAAACCCCGUGAACCGAUUACGAUUACCAUGAAAGAUGGAAGCAUCAAAGAAGGUACUUCGUGGGAGACAACCCCUUCGGAGAUCGCAAAGGCUAUUUCGAAUAGUUUACUCAAGCGCACAGUCGUCGCAAGACUCAAUGGCGACAAUAACCAGCUAUGGGAUCUCGAGCGGCCACUGGAAGAGAGCUGCAGCUUGGAAUUGCUCCCAUUUGAAGACGAGGAGGGCCGGAAGGUUUUCUGGCACUCAAGUGCUCAUAUUCUAGGCGAGGCCACUGAGAGGAGAUUCGGUUGUAAUCUUUGCUUUGGGCCACCGAUCGAUGACGGCUUCUAUUAUGAGAUGGCCCUCCCUGGGGGCGCUGCAGUCCAGCAGUCGGAUUGGAGGCCGAUUGAAACACUAUUCAGCAAAAUCGUGAAGGAGAAACAACAGUUUGAGAGACUUGUCAUAUCGAAGGAGGACUUGUUGGAAAUGUUCAAGGGCAACCCAUACAAGCAACACGUUAUCAAAGAGAAGGUUACAGAACCAAAGACCACGGUUUAUCGAAAUGGACCCUUGAUCGAUCUGUGCAGGGGACCGCAUGUUCCCAAUACGGGCAGGAUUGAAACAUUUGCGAUCAUGAAAAACUCAGCGUCUUACUUUCUCGGUGAUCCAAAGAGAGACUCUCUACAACGCAUCUAUGGUGUCUCAUUCCCAGACAAAAAGUUGAUGGCAGAGCAUAAGAAAUUCCUUGAGGAGGCUGCUAAGCGCGAUCAUCGAAAGAUCGGCAGGGAACAAGAGCUCUUCUUUUUCCAUGAAAUGUCACCAGGUUCAGCGAUGUGGCUGCCCCACGGGGCUCGCAUAUACAACACCAUUCAGACAUUCUUGCGGGAUGAGUACUGGAAGCGAGGAUAUGAAGAAGUUAUCACUCCAAAUAUGUACAAUUCUGAGCUCUGGAAAACAUCUGGGCAUUGGCAGAAUUAUAAGGAUGAUAUGUUUACGUUUGAUGUAGAAAAGGAGCAGUUUGGACUAAAGCCGAUGAACUGCCCAGGGCAUUGCUUGAUGUUCUCUCAUCGCGAGAGAAGUCAUCGCGAGUUGCCAUGGAGAGUUGCUGACUUCGGUGUGUUGCAUCGCAAUGAAGCGUCUGGUGCCCUUACGGGAUUGACGAGAGUCCGAAGAUUCCAGCAGGACGAUGCCCACAUUUUCUGCCGUGAAGAUCAAAUCGUUGAUGAAAUCGAAGGAUUAUUCGAUUUCCUUCGCACCAUGUAUGGCCUCCUCGGCUUCACUUUCAAGAUGAAGCUCUCCACAAGAAACCCUGAGAAGUUCAUGGGUGACCUAGCCGAAUGGGACAGAGCUGAAGCCAGCUUGAAGGCGGCUCUAGAUCGCUUUGCGGAGUCUCCCGGUGGAACGCCAUGGGAGUACAAUCACGGGGAUGCUGCAUUUUAUGGACCAAAGAUUGAUAUCAAGAUUUCUGACUCGAUGAGGCGUGACUGGCAAUGCGCAACGCUUCAGCUCGACUUUCAACUUCCUAAGAACUUUGGUCUUGAAUACAUGACAUCAGAGGGGGCUAUGAAGCCAAAGGACGAAGCAAGCAAGGGAGAGAAUAUUGCAGCGACAGCGGAUACAGCAGAGAAGGAUGUGUCUAAGAAGGAUAAGGCGAAGGCCCUUACGCCAGGUUGUGCCCGACCUGUCAUGAUCCAUCGUGCGAUGGCUGGGAGUAUUGAGCGCUUCGUUGCGGUUCUGAUUGAGCACUUCGGAGGCAAAUGGCCCUUCUGGCUCAGCCCACGGCAGAUUCUGAUCAUCCCGGUCGGCGUUGGCUUCUACGAGUACGCGAAGGAGGUUCAAGAAGCCUUCCACAAACUGAAGUUUUUUGUCGACGUUGAUCUGAGCGGUAACACUCUUCAGAAGAAGAUUCGUACUGGUCAAUUGGCCCAGUAUAACUUUAUAUUCGUUGUUGGUGAUCAAGAAAUGAAGAAUAGGGAGGUCAACAUCAGAAACCGCGAUGACACUUCGAGCCAAGACCGGGGCAAGCCAGUUUCUCUCCAGGAAGCAAAGGAGAAGCUGAUUGCACUAAGGGACGAGAAGGGCACAGCAAACCCAUUCGCAGCCAACGAUACUAAGGUGGCUGAGGUUUCAAAGGCCUAA
Molecule: messenger RNA, 2340 nt
Organism: Pseudogymnoascus destructans
Lineage: Eukaryota; Fungi; Ascomycota; Leotiomycetes; Thelebolales; Thelebolaceae
Gene: THS1
Product: threonyl-tRNA synthetase
Exons: 2
Coding region: 1-2340 (779 amino acids)
Biological process (GO): threonyl-tRNA aminoacylation
Cellular component (GO): cytoplasm
Molecular function (GO): threonine-tRNA ligase activity; ATP binding
Source: RefSeq, a predicted model, not a curated record